Molecule: messenger RNA, 3868 nt
Organism: Balaenoptera ricei (Rice's whale)
Lineage: Eukaryota; Metazoa; Chordata; Mammalia; Artiodactyla; Balaenopteridae
Product: ceruloplasmin
Exons: 19
Coding region: 8-3193 (1061 amino acids)
Biological process (GO): iron ion transport
Cellular component (GO): plasma membrane
Molecular function (GO): copper ion binding; oxidoreductase activity
Source: RefSeq, a predicted model, not a curated record
UAAAAAAAUGAAGAUUUCCUUGCUCUGUAUUUUUCUAAUUUUAUGUAGUACCUCAGCCUGGGCGAAAGAUAAACAUUAUUACAUUGGAAUUAUUGAAACAACUUGGGACUAUGCCUCUGACCAUGGGGAAAAGAAACUUAUUUCAGUUGACACGGAACAUUCCAAUAUCUAUCUUCAAAAUGGCCCCAAUAGAAUUGGAAAAGUCUACAAGAAGGCCCUGUAUCUUCAGUACACAGAUGAAACCUUUAAGACGAUUAUAGAGAAACCUGUCUGGCUGGGGUUUUUAGGCCCUAUUAUCAAAGCUGAAACUGGAGAUACAGUUUAUGUACAUUUUAAAAACUUUGCCUCUAGGCCUUAUACUUUUCAUGCACAUGGAAUGACUUACUAUAAGGAGCAUGAGGGGGCCAUCUACCCUGAUAACACCACAGAUUUUCAAAAAGCAGAUGACAAAGUGCGGCCAGGUGAACAGUGUAUGUACAUAUUGCAUGCCAACCCAGAACAAGGUCCUGGUAAGGAAGACAGCAAUUGUGUGACCAGGAUUUACCAUUCCCACAUUGAUGCUCCAAGAGAUAUCGCCACAGGACUCAUUGGACCCUUAAUACACUGUAAAAAAGAUUCUCUGGAUAAAGAGAAAGAAAAAAAUAUUGACAAAGAAUUUGUGGUGAUGUUUUCUGUUGUGGAUGAAAAUCUCAGCUGGUACCUAGAAGACAACAUUAAGACCUACUGCUCUGAACCAGAGAAGGUUGACAAAGACAAUGAAGACUUCCAGGAGAGUAACAGAAUGUAUUCUGUGAAUGGAUAUGCUUUUGGAAGUCUCCCAGGACUCUCCAUGUGUGCUGAGGACAGAGUAAAAUGGUAUCUUUUUGGUAUGGGUAAUGAAGUUGAUGUGCAUGCAGCUUUCUUCCACGGGCAAGUGUUGACUAAUAAGAACUACCGUGUUGAUACAAUCAAUCUCUUUCCUGCUACCCUCUUUGAUGCUUUUAUGGUGGCCCAGAACCCUGGAGAAUGGAUGCUUAGCUGUCAGAAUCUAAACCAUCUGAAAGCUGGUUUGCAGGCCUUUUUCUGGGUACAAGACUGUCAGAAGCCUUCAUCUGAGAACGAUAUCCGUGGCAAACAUGUUAGACACUACUACAUCGCUGCUGAGGAAAUCAUCUGGAACUAUGCACCCUCCGGCAUAGACACCUUCACCAAAGAAAUCUUAACAGCACCUGGAAGUGAUUCAGAGGUAUUUUUUGAACAUGGUUCUACAAGAAUUGGAGGCUCAUAUAAAAAGCUGGUUUAUCGUGAGUACACAGAUGGCUCCUUUACAAAUCGAAAGGAGAGAGGCCCUGAAGAGGAACAUCUUGGCAUCCUGGGUCCUGUCAUUUCGGCAGAGGUGGGAGACACCAUCAGAGUCACCUUCCAUAACAAAGGAACAUAUCCCCUCAGUAUUGAGCCGAUUGGGGUGAGAGUCGAUAAAAGCAACGAGGGCACGUACUACAACUCAAGCAGAAGUGCGCCUCCUCCUUCAGCCUCCCAUGUGGUACCCAAAGGAACAUUCACCUAUGAAUGGACUGUCCCCAAAGAAGUAGGACCCACUUACAAAGACCCUGUCUGUCUAGCUAAGAUGUAUUAUUCUGCUGUGGAUCCCACCAAAGAUAUAUUUACUGGGCUUAUCGGGCCAAUGAAAAUAUGCAGGAAAGGAAGUUUACUUGCAAAUGGGAGACUGAAGGAUGUAGACAAGGAGUUCUAUUUGUUUCCUACAGUGUUUGAUGAGAAUGAGAGUUUACUCCUGGAUGAUAAUAUUAGAAUGUUUACAACAGCACCUGAUCAGGUGGAUAAGGAAAAUGAAGACUUUCAGGAAUCUAAUAAGAUGCACUCCAUGAAUGGAUUCAUGUACGGGAAUCAGCCUGGUCUCAAUAUGUGCCGAGGAGAUUCGGUUGUGUGGUAUUUAUUCAGUGCCGGAAAUGAGGUUGAUGUACACGGGAUAUACUUUUCAGGAAACACUUAUCUGUCAAGAGGAGAAAGGAGAGACACAGCAAACCUCUUCCCUCAAACAAGUCUGAGGCUCUUCAUGCAGCCUGACACUGAAGGGACUUUUGAUGUUGAGUGCCUCACAACUGAUCACUACACAGGUGGCAUGAAACAAAAAUACACUGUGAACCAGUGUAGUCGGCCAUCUGAGAAUUCAUACUACUACCUGGGAGAAAGGACCUACUACAUCGCAGCGGUGGAGGUGGAAUGGGAUUAUUCCCCAAGUAGGAAAUGGGAAAAGGAGCUGCAUCAUUUACAAGAACUAAAUCUUUCAAAUGCAUUUUUAGAUAAGGAAGAAUUUUACAUAGGCUCAAAGUACAAGAAAGUUGUGUAUCGGCAAUUCACUGACAGCACAUUCCAAGUUCCUGGGGAGAGAAAACCUGAAGAAGAACACCUGGGAAUUCUAGGUCCACAACUUCAUGCGAGUGUUGGAGACAAAGUUAAUAUUAUCUUUAAAAACAUGGCCACAAGGUCCUACUCAAUACACGCCCAUGGGGUGAAAACGGAGAAUCCUACAGUGACUCCAACCGCACCAGGUGAAACUCGCACUUACGUAUGGAAAAUCCCAGAAAGAUCUGGAGCUGGAAUAGAUGAUUCUCCUUGUAUUCCAUGGGCUUACUAUUCAACUGUGGAUCGGGUUAAGGAUCUCUAUAGUGGAUUAAUUGGCCCACUGAUUGUUUGUCGGAAACAUUACUUGCAAGUAUUCAAUCCCAUAAAAAAACUGGAAUUUUCCCUUCUGUUUCUUGUUUUUGAUGAGAAUGAAUCUUGGUACUUAGAUGACAACAUCAAAACAUACUCUGAUCACCCUGAGAAAGUAGACAAAGCCAAUGAUGAAUUCAUAGAAAGCAAUAAAAUGCAUGCUAUUAAUGGAAGAAUGUUUGGGAACUUACAAGGCCUCACAAUGCAUGUGGGAGAUGAAGUCAACUGGUAUCUGAUGGGAAUGGGCAAUGAAAUAGACUUGCACUCGGUACAUUUCCAUGGCCACAGCUUCCAAUACCAGCACAGGGGCAUUUAUAGUUCUGAUGUCUUUGACAUUUUCCCUGGGACAUACCAAACUUUAGAAAUGUCUCCAAAAACACCUGGAAUCUGGUUACUCCACUGCCAUGUGACUGACCACAUUCAUGCUGGAAUGGAAACUACUUACACCGUUCUACCAAAUGAAGAGACCCAGUCUGGAUGAAAGAAAUAAAUUGGUGAUAAGUGAAAAAAAAAAAAAAAAAACAAUGAUUCAUAACAAUGUAUGUGAAAGUGUUGAAUAGAAGGCUUACUUGGAAUGGCUGUAAGCAUUAAAAAAAAAAAGACUGAAAACAUAUACUUUUGUGCAUUUAUGGGGAAAACUGUGUUACACUGUUUCAUAUGAAAAGAUCAAUAGACUGUAUUACGACACAUGACUGACUCUAAUACACAUAUCACCACCAUUAGGGCUUUACAAAACUGUAUUAAAAAAAAAAAAUCUAUGAGCAGAUGUUGUCCUGGACAGUCCUCAAAGGAUCACUAUUAAGAUUCAACGAUUUCAAUAAUAAAUAAAAAAAUAAACAAACAAACAAAUAAGGUUCAAUGAAAUGUUUCCAAACUUUGGCUUCCCAUCAAUCCCUCUAACAUACAUCAGUCCUAAUGGACCAGUGGGAUAGGGGCACAGGUGUAGAGGAAGUAAAAUAAAAAAUUAAACAAGAUAAAAUAAAAUAUUAAUAAUAAAAUUUCAAAACGGUGAGGCCAAUAUUGAACUUGUAAUCUACAGAACUGUAAGAUAAUUAAUUUUGUGUUGUUUUAAGCCACUAAGCCUGUGAUAAUUUGUUACAGCAGCAAUAGAAAAUCAAUAGAGUACCCUUUGAAGAUGUCAAUUAUACCUAAAUAA